Messenger RNA from Chenopodium quinoa (quinoa), 965 nucleotides. Its product is annotated as peptidyl-prolyl cis-trans isomerase CYP18-2. The record is from RefSeq and is a predicted model, not a curated record. Lineage: Eukaryota; Viridiplantae; Streptophyta; Magnoliopsida; Caryophyllales; Amaranthaceae. The transcript has 6 exons. Gene Ontology annotation, cellular component: catalytic step 2 spliceosome. The coding region runs from base 133 to 627 and encodes 164 amino acids. Gene Ontology annotation, molecular function: peptidyl-prolyl cis-trans isomerase activity. Gene Ontology annotation, biological process: protein folding; protein peptidyl-prolyl isomerization.
UCAAAAUACUCACAAACACUUUCGAUAAAAUAACACACUUUCUUUUCCUCAAUAAAAAAAACACACACACACACUUUCUUCUCUUUUAGCUUAAGGCCGUUGUUUACUAUAAGCAGAACAAUUAAACAACCGAUGGGACCAACCGCCGACGAUGGGCCGCCGGAAGUCACUCUACAGACUUCCAUGGGUCCUUUCACUAUUGAGCUGUACAACAAGCAUGCCCCAAGAACAUGCCGGAAUUUUCUGGAACUUUCCCGUCGAGGCUACUACGACAAUGUCAUAUUCCAUCGAAUCAUCAAAGAGUUUAUAGUUCAAGGAGGAGAUCCUACUGGAACUGGAAGAGGUGGUGAAUCAAUUUAUGGUAAACGCUUUGAAGACGAGAUAAAUCCAGAAUUGAAGCAUACUGGCGCUGGCAUUUUAUCCAUGGCAAAUGCUGGUCCUAAUACAAAUGGAAGCCAGUUUUUUAUAACUCUAGCUCCUACUCCCUCUCUUGAUGGAAAGCACACAAUAUUUGGAAGGGUUUGUAAGGGAAUGGAGAUAAUUAAGAGGCUUGGCAGUGUCCAGACCGACAAUACUGAUAGACCUAUUCAUGAUGUCAAGAUACUAAAGGCAACAGUUAAGGAUUGAUCAAGAAAAAUCUGUCAACAAGAUGCGUCUCUCUGCUCAUUAUCUAACAUGCUGUUAAGUUCUCUUGGCAACCUAUUCAUGAUGUCAGCUAUCCGUUUUCAGUUUAUCAUACAAACUCUGUUGGCAACACAAUAUCAUAUUUGUAACUUUAAAACAGAAAAAACUCCAUCUCCCAUAGAUGGCUAUAUGAUGUGAUGUACCUCCUGAAGUUGCUGGUUUUGCUACUUUAACAGAAAUACAACAGGGCAUGUGUAUUUAGUGAUGAGUUGCCUCUUUUGUUCAAAUAAAUUAUUUAGUAUUUCAUGUAAUAUUUGAUACAGGGGCAUAAUUUUAGCAAA